AUGGCAAACCCCUCAACGCAAGCCAUUAAUAGGUACUGGAUAACUCCGUCCAACAGCCCUAUGGACGGUGGAGGUGUAAGCCUUGAGGAUCCUAAACAGGAAAAGAUUGUGGUGUCAUCUCCAGUAAACAUCCAAUUCUAUUUAGAUUAUCCUUUGUGUUCGAACCUAUCCGUGUGGAAGGUCGACAACCUUAAUUCAAAACUUCCACACACCAUAAGCACAGGUGCAAAGUUGGGAAAUCCCAACGAUGUGAGCAGUUGGUUCCAAAUUAUGCCUAUAGGUGGUGAUAGAAAGUAUAAGCUAGUGUUCUGUACCUCUGAAGAAAUUUGCCAAGACAUUGGCGUCGUCCUACAAGGUGGAUAUCAACGUCCCAAAGCCCUUUGUGUUCAAACUGGAUGA
This is a messenger RNA of Capsicum annuum, 399 nucleotides long. Its product is annotated as miraculin. Lineage: Eukaryota; Viridiplantae; Streptophyta; Magnoliopsida; Solanales; Solanaceae. The transcript has a single exon. Gene Ontology annotation, molecular function: endopeptidase inhibitor activity. The record is from RefSeq and is a predicted model, not a curated record. The coding region runs from base 1 to 399 and encodes 132 amino acids.